CAAGCCCACCGAGCUGCUCAGACUCAAAAUGAAUAGCCUCUUUCUUUAUUUUUGUUGGAAAAUACUGGUAAUACAAAAUCGAUAGGGUUUAAGGGUUUUAGGUAGAAAGGGAAACAAAUGGAGAAGAAUAUGGCAAGUGAAGCGAAGAAGAUGAAUGGAGCAGGAGGAGGGUUUAGGGCCAAAUUGGAGCAUGUAUUAUAUAGCGGUGAGAAGAAGCACGUCUUCGGUGGCAUCGCCGUCAUAGGCGUCCUCUUCGGUGUUCCCUGGUACUUCAUGACCCGAGGCUCCAAGCAACAAUCUCACCAAGAUUACCUGGAGAAAGCUGAUAAGGCACGGAGUGCGAGGCUCUCUGCUGGUUCAUCCUCAACUAAAUAAUGAAAAGAGUUACUUCAACCAGGUUUCCGAUGCCAGUUCCUUCAGCCUUCGAGUUAGGUUCAUGCUGUUCCCAAAGGACUUUAUAUAAAUGCCUCUUUUUGGACAAACUUGUGUAAUAUGAACUAUAUAUUGCGUACAAAACCAAUCACGAAAGGAA
Solanum stenotomum is the source of this 532-nucleotide messenger RNA. RefSeq lists its product as uncharacterized. The record is from RefSeq and is a predicted model, not a curated record. NCBI's taxonomy places the organism in Eukaryota, Viridiplantae, Streptophyta, Magnoliopsida, Solanales, Solanaceae. The transcript is spliced from 2 exons. Bases 118 to 375 code for a protein of 85 amino acids.